CAUUUGAAGUUACAAAAGUAUCUCGCAAUGGAUAUCAAAAUGAGUCCUCUUAUUCAAGGUACUAGAAUCUUGAGGAGGUUUUCAAAUUCUGGAGGUGUUCCAAAAGGUCAUUGUGCAGUAUAUGUAGGAGAGAGCCAAAAGAAGAGAUUUGUCGUGCCAAUAUCUUACUUGAGCCAACCUUUAUUUUGCGACUUGUUAAAUCAAGCUGAAGAAGAGUUUGGCUUCGAUCAUCCAAUGGGUGGUCUUACAAUACCUUGCAAAGAGGACGUGUUCGUUGAUAUCACUUCCCACUUGAGGAGAACAUGAAUUGUAUCAAAGUGCAAAUUCUCUUGCACAUGAAAUUAUGUAAAGUAGUAGGACUUAGAUAUUAGAAAGAGGAAAAUCCACUGUAUAGUUCAGAUACACUAGAAACUAGAAAAUUUCUUCAAUGAUCAAUUAAUGAA
Solanum dulcamara is the source of this 443-nucleotide messenger RNA. RefSeq names its product auxin-responsive protein SAUR21-like. Bases 28 to 306 code for a protein of 92 amino acids. Gene Ontology annotation, biological process: response to auxin. NCBI's taxonomy places the organism in Eukaryota, Viridiplantae, Streptophyta, Magnoliopsida, Solanales, Solanaceae. The record is from RefSeq and is a predicted model, not a curated record. The transcript has a single exon.